Molecule: messenger RNA, 978 nt
Organism: Rotaria sp. Silwood2
Lineage: Eukaryota; Metazoa; Rotifera; Eurotatoria; Philodinida; Philodinidae
Source: the annotation of a GenBank genome assembly
AUGAGUAGACGACAACAAGCAAAAGUAACUUCUGGAAUUCAAGUUGAAAAACCCGAACAGCCAGAAUUGGCUGAACACGAUGCAUCAAUUUUGGAUCUUGCGUUUGCAAUGGACUGCACUGGAUCGAUGGCUUCAUAUAUUGAAAGUGCUAAGAAUAACAUACGUGCAAUUGUUGAAGAAAUUGUGAGAAGUGAAAAGAGUGACAUUCGUUUAGCAUUGGUCGAAUAUCGUGACCAUCCUCCACAGGAUAGAACAUUUGUUACUCCAGAUGGUGGUGGUGAUGCACCAGAGGCAGUGGCAGAUGCACUCCACGAAGUUCUCAAUCUGUCAUGGCGUCCAGAAGCAACCAGAAUCUGUAUUCUGAUUUCUGAUGCACCACCGCACGGUCUCGAUCCGACUGGUGAUAGUUUUCCGAAUGGAUGUCCUGCUGGUUACGAUCCAUUAAGACUGGCACGCGACAUGGGCGAGCAUCGUAUCACGUUGUAUGCAGUUGGUGUUGAACCACCAAUAGUGCGGUAUCGUGAUUUUUUUAUGACCAUUGCCUAUAUUACGGGUGGACAGUAUUUUCCAAUGGUUAAUGCGCGAUUAUUAGCUAAAGUCAUCAUUGGUGGAGUACGUGAAGAGAUAACCUUAGAGCGUCUGAUGCAAAAUGCUGAUGCAGAUAUUGUUCGUGAAGUACAACGAGCAGAAGAGGAAGGGCUAGAUGAUCGAGAGACAGCCACACGCAUUAAUCAUUAUUUUGCUUCGAGAAAGACACGUACCAAGCAUAUGCGCAAUAAAGCUGGUGCAACAUCAAAGACAGCCGAAGAAUGUUAUUCGAAAUGUGCUGACAUGUCGGAGAUAGCAUCUAAAUUUAAAACAGUAGAAAUAGAGGAAGAAGAGAAAACCAGAGAAGAUAUGAACUAUGAACUUGAUGAGGACGAUAUGAGUUUGGAACAAGCAAAACGCAUUGUUCAAAAAGCAAAAAGUCGAAAAUAG